UACAUGAAAGGUGAUGACAAAAUACUUUUUUGAUUAUAAAAACCUAAAAUUUUCCUGAGAAAAGAAUUAUCACACAAAUUAUAUAUAUCUAAAGUUGACAUGAACAGCAUCUAUACUACACAAAAAUUAUUUUCUACUUUUAAAAACUCACUAAAACUACUUUCUCCUCGCAAGAACGCUAUAUCGAUGCAUGCUUGCGACAAUAACGAGACAAAGUUGUGGCAUCCAUUUCGCUCAAUUUUCGAUCAAUGGAGAACAGUGAGGAACGAAUCCCAACGAAGUUGGAUAGAAGUUCGUGUACCGCGCGAUCAUCCAAACAGGAGCCGAACCAGGCCACUUCCACCUCUCAAUGCCCGAAUCAAUUUUGGAGUUCAUUGCAACCGCCCACUUCCGACUAUAACACGCAAGAUGGCGAUGAAUUUGCAAAGGAGGAAUCUAAUGAACAUCUCGAGACUUUGAAAUUCGUGUUUCCAAAGAAGGUCAAGGCUCGUGGAAGAAGAAAAGCGAACGCCAACAAGCGUAGAGUCACGUUCGCUGAUCAUUAAACUCGUUCGCAUGACGAGUAUUACGUUACAUUACAUUAAAAAUUGCAGUAAAUGCAAAUAUUGUAUUACACACAUUCAACCGACUCCCGAUCAGAUUUUUUUCUGCAUAAUAAGAUUUUUCGAUUUCAAAGGCGCGAGUACAGAUGAUGCGAUUUUAUUGUUAAAAAAUUCUGUAACCGAUAUAUUAACGAUACUCUCGAUCAUUGAACGAAAGAUAUUGUCACACACACAGUGUCCUUGUUUAUGACAAUAAUAAUAUUUUAUAUUAUUUAUAUUCGACUUGUCCAAUAAUGUCGUUUAGAAAAUGCGAUUUUCUCAAAUUUUUCGAUUUGCAAUAUUUUAUUAUCAAACGUUUAAAUAUUUACGUAGCCAAUCGACCGUCGAUUGUUGAAUGCAAUGUCAUUUCUAGAACAAUAUGUUGAAAACUUCAAAUCGUUUUUGACACUUAUAACAAAAUUCUCUGUAUUAUUCCAAACUUUCAAAAUUCUCAAUAUAUAUAGAUUGAAAUUUAAAUUAAUUUAAUUAAAUAUUACAUGAAUAAAAAAAAAUAUGAAUGGAUUCAGGAUAUGGGCAUUGCAUAAUCUAUCAUAUAUUCUGCCUACUAAAUCCUUGCAGUAUGAAACGCACGCGCCCACGAAUAAAUUUAAGCGUUGUCUUUCAAUUUUCCUCAACUCCUCUCGCAUGCAAGAGAAUGAUUGUGAGAGCAGAAGAAUUAAUUUAACAACAGUUUCCAAUAAUCUGAAACCUAUCUUCACAACAUGGAUGGAUUUAUCUGAAAUCACUAUGACAUCCUUCAGUUCUCGAUCACCCAUAUAUUUUUUGUCUUCGCCUCUCAAAGUGAAUACGGAAAUAACGCGUCCAAAGUCAUUGAAACCUCUCAUUAAGUAUGAAGAGUUAUUAGAUGGAAAUCCAGUAUCUAGAAACGAAUAUUACAAAAGGCUUUCAAACAUUCAGGCUAAUGAUUUUGAUUUUAUGUAUAACGACAAUACUGUAAUAGAAUCUGGUAAUGUCCACUGCGAUGACUGCCGUUCAGAAAUAAUGUUCACUUUUCAAGAACCCAAAAUUAAUCAUACAAUCGAGCAAGAGUCAACUGAUGAUUUAUUGAUUUGUACCACUGGGAAAAAUUUCGAUUCUUUAUCUUCCGCAAAGUUGGAAUUAGAAACACUAGAAAUCAAGCAGCAAGAGUCACGAGAUCAGUUCAAAUUACAGGAUAAUCAAUGUUCACGAAAAUAUGACUUGUCGCAAUCUCCAGAAGUUCGGAAUUACACGCAGAAAGAUCUUUCGAGCACAACGAAGCAACAGAUUCAGUUUUCGCACACUUCUCGAUGCGUUUUGCAAACGCCUACAAUCUCAUAUUUAUUUGAAAAUUUGAGAACAUCGUCUCGAUUUGGUAACUUGACCUACUCCAGAAGUUUGGGAAAUCAAGAAUUUCGAAAGACUUCGUUGUGUCUACCUUCUGUACCGUGUCGUGCUUUCUCCUCAAAAAGUUGGACCGUGAUUCAGCAAUCUAUUCGAGAGUUUGAAAACGUGAAGAAGGAUCAGAGUGCGAAUACAUCGAUUAUUCGUUUGAGAAACACGCGAUCGCAUCCAGAUCGUCUUUCUCUGAUGAGACUGCAAUCGUUUUCCUGCACUUCAAAGUCGAAAAAAUCCGCCGAUCCUUCCGACACGAGCAACCGCUGUCAGAAUGAAAGUAAAAAGUCUCAAGAUGACGUGGAUGAGAAACAACAAAAGAGAAAACCUAAGUACAUGUGUUCUGAACUGAACGAACGAAAUCCAUGCACUGGGAAGCAGAAGAAUCGAUGUACUAAGAAUCGUCGGAACAAGAAUAAAGCACGAGUCUCAUCAAAGGAUCGCGCACAGCAAUCGAGAGAUUCUACUUGUAGUAAUUCACAGAAACAAGAUCUUGACAGAUGUAAUAAAAGGCGGCAAUCAAAAUUAAAUACGCAACGUUACGAUUGCGAAAAACCUGAUGAACCACCUAAAACCUGUCAAGAUUCCUUGAAAAAAACGGAUGAUUUUGAAUCAAAUUGCAACAAGCGUGUAAAGUGCGACAUUAGUGAGAACGAAAAGUGCAACGAAAACGAUCGAAAGCGAUCUAACAGCAAUCGCAAAAGCAAAUCAUCUCGAACUAGUGAUAAAAACUAUAGCAAAGUAAACGGAAAACGAUAUUACUCAACAAACGAUAUUACGAAACAAUCAAUUUUCUCCGUCCCACGGAAUCGUAAAUCUUUCUCCAAUUCGAUUUCCGAUAUCAUUCUCGACAAAAAUGUAAGGAAAAGAUUUUAUGCUAGCUGCAGCAACAACAAAAAAGAUCAAAGACCUCCGUCUUAUGGAAAACCAAAAAUGAACAACAAAAAAGAGGAAAAUUGCGAGACUAAGAAAAAGUGCGCGAAAAGUACUGUUAAAUGUAUGUCGAGAAAAAAGGCUACUGAUAAGACGCAAAAUUGUCAGUCUAUGAUAAAAGAUAUCGGGAAAUUUUGCGAAUCCAGUAAAUCCCCCCACAAGGAAUUUUGUGACGACAGAAAAAAAGAACUUAAAAGUGACGAAAAGCUUCAAAAAGAACCAGCGAAAGCACCACCAUCUGUGAAAGAAAAGUCUAUGAAAGAAUUGAUGAAGGAACAGAUAGAUCGCGAAUUCAAAGAGAUAAAUGAAUGCAAGAAGAACCUCACAAAAGACAAAAAAUGCGAUAAAGUCAAAAUGAUUUCCUCAGAAAAGCCGACGAGCUUGGAUCGCAUAAUCAAUUCAUAUAAAAAACAGGAAAAGCAGAAUAUUGAAAAGAUUAUAAGCACACGUAACGAAUCAAUCAUUUCUAUGGACGCCGUGUUUAAGUGGUUCAACAUUCAAUCUAGGAUUAUUAAUGGCACGAUUCCAAUUAUUGCCAAGGAUGUCGGUCUGUUCAAUAUAAUGUUUGAUCGAUCGUUCUCUACUGCAAAACUGGAUUAUCAGGAUGAUUUUGCUAUCGGACGAACUAUAAACGAUGAUAAAAUAGAUCAGAACUAUUCUGCAAAUGGCGACGAUUUUGUUCAUGGUGAUGAAUUGCCGAAUUAUGUUGAAAUAGAAUAUGAGGAUUACGAAGAAGAUGACGAAGAUCACUAACCGACCGGUCUCCAAAAUCAAUCGAAUCUUAUGCAAAGGUCACAGUAAAUGUUAAUUUAAUAUAAGUAGUAAAAUAAAAUUGUAU
This is a messenger RNA of Trachymyrmex septentrionalis, 3726 nucleotides long. RefSeq lists its product as uncharacterized. The transcript is spliced from 9 exons. The coding region runs from base 1095 to 3641 and encodes 848 amino acids. The record is from RefSeq and is a predicted model, not a curated record. NCBI's taxonomy places the organism in Eukaryota, Metazoa, Arthropoda, Insecta, Hymenoptera, Formicidae.